CCUCAUCAUUCGUUUGCCUUAAUAAAACCGAUUCUGCAAUAAAUAAAGCGAAAAAUAAAUAAAAUUUAAUUUCUCAGGUCAGGUUCGGCCGCAGGCCGCUCCGCCACUCAGAAAACUGCUCACAAAGUUCAGCUUAUCUUGGCCUAGAGGAUUCGGUUGGGAAUGCUGAAAGAUGCACUUUUCAGGCAUUGAGGAAUCAGGAAUAUCUGGUGUUAAUUAUAAUGAUUAUAUUGUUAAUUUGAUUGGGGAAAAACAUAUUAAUUUUGACGAAAUUGAUUGUAUAUUAGAUGUGUAUAAUGAUCGGAUUGAUAGUUAUUUAAGAAUGUGUUAUGAUUGUGAAGACGGUUGAGCAUGUUAAUUUGUGAAAGUAUAAUAAAGAAAUUGACAUUCGAGUGUUGUUGUAGAUUAAGUAGCAUUUGUCUAGUUGAAUUGUUGUAAAUUGAGGUUUGGUGUGGGGCGGGAUGGAUCAUAAACCAAGGGUGUUGACGGAGAGAUAUGAAAUUGGGAGAAUACUGGGGCAGGGAACCUUUGCCAAGGUUUAUCAUGGGAGAAGUAUUAGAACAAAUCAAAAUGUGGCAAUUAAAGUGAUAGAUAAGGAAAAGAUUAUUAGGGUUGGGCUUAUUGAUCAGAUUAAACGAGAAAUAUCCGUGAUGAAAAUUGUUAGACACCCUAAUGUUGUGCAGUUGUAUGAGGUUUUGGCCACCAAGACUAAGAUAUUUUUUGUGAUGGAAUAUGCUAAAAGCGGUGAAUUGUUUAACAAGGUGGCUAAAGGGAAGUUGAAGGAGGAUGUUGCAAGGAAAUAUUUUCAACAACUUAUCAAUGCAGUUGAUUUCCUUCACAGUAGAGGUGUCUAUCACCGGGAUAUAAAGCCAGAGAAUUUAUUAUUGGAUGAGAAUGAGAAUUUAAAGAUUUCUGAUUUUGGGUUAAGUGCACUUGCUGACUGCAAGCGUCAAGAUGGAUUACUCCACACAACUUGUGGCACUCCUGCUUAUGUUGCACCUGAAGUGAUUAACAGGAAAGGCUAUGAUGGUGAAAAGGCUGAUAUUUGGUCUUGUGGAGUGGUUCUGUAUGUCCUAUUGGCAGGUUAUCUCCCAUUUCACGACUCAAAUUUGAUGGAGGUGUAUAGGAAAAUUGGUAAGGCCGACUUCAAAUGCCCUCAUUGGUUUCCUCAGGAAGUACGAAGGCUGCUGUGCAAAAUAUUAGAUCCAAACCCCAGUACUAGGAUCUCAAUAUCAAAGAUUAGGGAGAGUUCUUGGUUCAGAAAAGGAUUGAACCCCAAACAGAACAAAAGUGAAUCAGAAAGCAAGGGUUUAGUUCUUCAAGAUGUGGCUACUUCUGGUACUCAAGAGAAUGGUAAUAUGGCUGCAGAGGUAAAGCAGGAGUUGCUCCAACUUCGCAACUUGAAUGCUUUCGAUAUUAUUUCUCUUUCUUCUGGGUUUGACCUGUCUGGGUUUUUUGAAGAAAAAUCUCAAAUGAGAGGAGCAAGAUUUACUUCCAAAAAACCUGCCUCAAUUAUUAUCUCUAAGCUGGUAGAAAUUACUAAAUUUCUGAGGCUGAAGGUGAUGAAGAAGGAUGGAGGUUUGUUGAAAUUGGAAGGACUAAAGGAAGGUAAGAAGGGAAUUUUGUCCAUUGAUGCUGAGAUAUUUCAGAUAACUCAAACUUUUCAUUUGGUGGAGAUGAGAAAAUCUAAUGGAGAUACUCUGGAAUAUCAGAAGAUGAUGGAAGAAGGUAUUAGGCCUGCUCUCCAAGACAUCAUUUGGGUUUGGCAGGGUGAGCACCAGCAGCAGCUACAACAGCAGUUAGAGCCGCAACAAAUGCAGCAGCAGCUAGAGCAACAACAACCACAGUCAGAGCAACAGCAACAACCACAAGACCAAUAGCAGUCGCAACUGUUGUAUUUUUUUAUUCUUCUCUUAUUGCCAGAUUCUCAUGUUAUCUUGUGUUUGUAUGUUUUCAGCUGAUUUCUGAACUUAUUGUUGCCCUUGUAAGUGUGAUGUCUUUAUCUCAAUGAAUUUAAUGUUUUUGUUGAUGUGA
This is a messenger RNA of Mangifera indica (mango), 2034 nucleotides long. RefSeq names its product CBL-interacting serine/threonine-protein kinase 10-like. Lineage: Eukaryota; Viridiplantae; Streptophyta; Magnoliopsida; Sapindales; Anacardiaceae. Gene Ontology annotation, biological process: signal transduction; protein phosphorylation. The record is from RefSeq and is a predicted model, not a curated record. The coding region runs from base 462 to 1880 and encodes 472 amino acids. Gene Ontology annotation, molecular function: protein kinase activity; ATP binding. The transcript is spliced from 2 exons.